GACAAAGCCAUGCGAAUGGCCAACAGAAUUAGAAUUCGAAACCAGUUUUCAGGCGUUCGGGUUUCAGGUGCUGGCUCCAAAUCCUACAAGCAAGCAGUCUCAAGAGCCAGUCUCGAGUAAAAUCACCGCCUGCCCCCUGCAGGCCACUGCGCUCAAUCUGUUUGGGAGCCCUGGGCCCCGCCUCCAGGACUGGACCCCGCCCUCACGCCCUGUCCCGGCCUAUUAUUGGGUUACCCCCGCAUGUCUCCCCAACUUGGUCCCUGAACGCCUGCUCCGGGCUGGAGUUUACCCCUGCGGUGACCUUAAGACCUCACAUUCUCUAGAAAUGUGUAUCCCAGACACAUCUCUAACUCAGUGGUGUUAGGAACCCCGGAGCUGGGCGACAGGGUUUGUCGGAGCUCUUUCUCAACUGCGCCGACCCGGAAGCGGUUUAUUUUAGCAGAGACUGAACUAUAGAGAAUGACCUUACUUCUGCCAAAAAUGUGAAGAAAACAUAAGUGGCCAAGACAAGAAGAAUGAAAUAGGUGGCAACCAUUUUGAGGACCAAAGCCAUUUGGGAGCCUAACUAGAGUCUGUCACCUCUCAUCUCCACACAACCAGACCACAGGCCAUUUGCAGGACCUACUUCAGUGGCUGACAUCACAAAGAAGACGUUGCACUCGGAAGCCUUUUCCUGAAUCAUGGGGCUUUGGAGACAAAUGCUGCGGACUCUUCCAUUUGGCCCCAGUGGGAGGAGGAGAGGCACCCAGGGCCGGGCCUUUGGCUUAUGGCCACCCUGUCCACCUCUACCCAGGCUGUUGAAUGCCACAGAGCUAGUCAGCCACUGGACAGGGAUCUUUGAGAAGAGAGGCAUCCCAGAGGCCCAAGUAUCUAGUGAAUACAUCGUGGCUCAUGUCCUUGGAGCCAAAACAUUUCAGAGCUUGCAGCCAGUACUUCGAACCCAACCCCUGACUCCUCAACAACUGCUGUGCAUUCAGGAGCUGUGUAGCUACCGAUUGCAGAGGAUGCCUGUGCAGUAUAUCCUUGGGGAGUGGGACUUUCAGGGGCUCAGUCUGAAGAUGGCACCCCCAGUGUUCAUUCCACGGCCUGAGACAGAGGAACUGGUAGAAUGGGUACUGGAGGAGAUGAGCCAGAGGCCCCAUGUAAUAGGACAAGAUGGCCCCCGCAUUCUGGAGGUGGGCUGUGGAUCAGGAGCCAUCUCCCUCAGCCUGUUGACCCAGCUCCCUGAGAGCCAAGUCAUUGCUGUGGAUAAAGAGGAAGCCGCCAUCAGUCUGACUUCUGAGAAUGCUCAGAGGCUUCAGUUACAGGACAGGAUUUGGACUAUCCUCCUCGAUGUGACCUCAGAAGAGAGCUGGACACAUCUUCUACCGUGGGGCUCUGUGGACCUGGUUGUCAGCAACCCUCCGUAUGUCUUUCACCAGGACAUGGAGCAGCUGGCUGCAGAGAUCCGCAGCUAUGAAGAUCCAGUGGCCCUGGAUGGUGGGGAUGAGGGCAUGGACAUCAUUACUGACAUCUUGACCCUGGCACCUCGACUUCUGAAGGACUCUGGAAGUAUCUUCUUGGAAGUGGACCCAAGGCACCCAGAGCUUGUCAGUAAUUGGCUUCAAAGUCAGCCUGAUUUGUACCUCAAUCUUGUGGCUGUGCGCAAGGACUUCUAUGGGAAGCCCCGGUUCCUGCAUGUACAGAGGUCUGGGCCAUAGUGUGGUCCCCAGCCUGCCUGAGUGCCUGGCUGACCCUUCUUGGAGUGAUGGAUGGUGCUUUCUAGAACCCCAGGUGCUUGCAGCACUCCCAUGGUUUUGUGAUUCCUUAUGAUGCACACUUCUGAGAGACUUGGAAACAAGGAUUGGGGUGUCCUUCCUGGGCAGCAAAAAAGCAUCCACAGUUUGACUUAGAAGCUGUGCAGACUCAUGUUUCCAGUCUAGCUCCAUUACAUCACUGUGACUGAGGACAGGUUGCUCCAUGUUCUUUUUUGUGGAAUUGCUGUACAGGUUCUGGGAAAUGUGGACAUUGAAGCAUCAAGAAACUGACAAGUAGCAA
Messenger RNA from Fukomys damarensis (Damara mole-rat), 2037 nucleotides. RefSeq names its product HemK methyltransferase family member 1 (gene Hemk1). Gene Ontology annotation, biological process: protein methylation. Gene Ontology annotation, cellular component: mitochondrion. Bases 681 to 1700 code for a protein of 339 amino acids. Gene Ontology annotation, molecular function: DNA binding; N-methyltransferase activity; protein methyltransferase activity. NCBI's taxonomy places the organism in Eukaryota, Metazoa, Chordata, Mammalia, Rodentia, Bathyergidae. The record is from RefSeq and is a predicted model, not a curated record. The transcript has 12 exons.